AUGCCCGUUCCUUUCAACUUGCAAGCACCAAUGGCAUGUACAGAGGGCGCAGAGACACCAGUUUUCAUCGGUCAUCCUACCCAUCGCAUCUAUCUUGGAGUACUGCACCUCCUCCUCUUCCCCUGCCUAAUGUCCAAACAAUCUCAGCCCACCCCCAUCUCAAGGUGUCCCGACUGUAAGGUUACAAUGGUUUCUGUCGUGGCUGGCUCAGCCCCGAUAUUCUGGGUAGCCUGGCUCGAGUACUCAGACAGUCAACGGGAAUCGGGUUUCAUCUCUUGCGUGUCCGCCUGUUCUUCAAGGUUUAAUAAAAAAAGACAUCUUGGCAUGGCGUCCUUCCAGACUCCCAUGUUUUGGCAUCAUAUUUACUCAGUGACCAUCCACCAAGAAAUACCACCACCUGGAAGUUUUCUUGUUUCUUACUGA
Molecule: messenger RNA, 423 nt
Organism: Pochonia chlamydosporia 170
Lineage: Eukaryota; Fungi; Ascomycota; Sordariomycetes; Hypocreales; Clavicipitaceae
Exons: 1
Coding region: 1-423 (140 amino acids)
Source: RefSeq, a predicted model, not a curated record